GUAUUUUUCCCCAUGCCCUGGUCGAAAGUCUUAAUUCUUUUUCAUGUACCUAAAGUUUAUAGGUUACUGUAUAAAUGGGUUUAGAUUAAUAUUUAAUAUAAAAAAAUUCAAAAAGAUUAAAAAAAUUAGAAAAAGAAAUAGGGGCACUUGCUAGGAAAUUGGUUGAUCACACUUGUUUAGAACCUAAGCUACCCUCUGUAUUAUAUCUGCAUGGGGCCACCGCAAUGGAUUGUUUGGAAUUCUUCCUUUUUAUUUCGUCAAAUCACAAAUAAUUUGCAUUGUUUUUGAUCAUGUGGCCAUUAGGGAUGGAAGAAAAUCAUUUGCGAAAAAUAAUUUAGAAAUCUUCACGGGCAAAAUGCAUCCCCCUAUUUAUAUAUCUUAUUGGCUUUUUCUUCUUUUAAAAAAAAUUGUGUAACCUCUCCUCCCUCUCUCAGUAUCCUAUAAAGAUAAAAGUUGGUUUCUUGGAAGCCACUCUAGGGGCUUGGGAAUUGUUAUAAAUACAUCUUCCAGGAUUCUUUGGCUUUAGACUAAUUCAAUAUAUCUUCCACAACCAUCAUCUUCAAGAGGCAACAGUACCUCUGAAAAGGAGAAGAAAAAGAAAUAGCACUGAGCAAAAAUGACGAAGUAUUCAGUGGAGGAGGAAUUGGGCUGUGGUCUUAUGGGAGGAAUUUUCCAGCGUUGGAGCAACUGGUCGAGAAAAUCAUCCGUACCUGCAUUGCCUGCUAAAGGCAUUAACAAACCAGUCACUGAUAAGUCUAAGAAGCCUUCAACCGAUGAUUCCAGGAGGAGAAAAACCAGCUCUGAGGACUCUGUCCUUCAGGAUUUCUCCAACUUGGCUAAACCUUUACCCCAGCAGGACCAGAAACGAACCAGGAAGUCUGACUUGUUGCCACUCCGAAAUUCAAUUUCAACUUCUCACCAGAGAAAAGACAGUAGAAGAACCUCAGAUGCUGCAAGAAGCUCAAUAUCCUCAUCCUCUAGUUCAAGCCAAACAAGAGUGUCACAAACGCAGAACUUUACUAGUGAGCAGCGCAAAUUACAGAAAGAAUCCUGUGGCAGUUACUCCAAAGAGAUUGCCAAGGUAUUUACUACCGAUGCACAACAAUCAAACAAUAGCAAAGCUCUUAUUCGAGCUACUUCAAGCAAUAUAAUGCUAGUAGGCCAGUUGGGGAACUUGAGACAGCUUGGAGCUGGAAGUGCUCAAGGGAAUAAUAGUCCUAAUGCAACAACUAAAGCUGUAGAUGACUUUUAUCAGACUCUUCAAGAGGCUCGCUCCACGACAAAACCACCCGGGAAAAACGGUCCUAGUAAACUUGGUGGUUCUGUUAUGGGCAAUAUUGUAAGGCAGCCUAGUGACGACUUUAACCUUUUUCAUGGUCCUAUAAGUAGAAUGGAUCCCGAGGCAUUGAAGAUUAUGGGAAAUGAAGCAUACAAGCAGGGAAGGUUUGAAGAGGCAUUGACUUUAUACGAACGAGCGAUUUCUCUUGAUUCGAAACAGGCAACAUAUAGGUGUAAUAAGAGCGCUGCCUUGUUAGGAUUAGACCGUCUUCUGGAGGCUGUCUUUGAGUGCAAAGAAGCUAUUCAGCUUGAUCCUACAUAUUGCAGAGCUCAUCGUCGUUUGGCAACAAUUUAUCUCAGAUUGGGAGAAGCAGAGCAAGCAUUAUUUCACUACAAGCAUGCUGGCAAUCACGCUGACUCCACUGAGAUCGCUGAAGCUCAGGCUCUAAACCAACGCCUUAAAAGAUGCACUGAUGCUCAAAAAUUAAACGAAUGGAAUACUCUACUUAAGGAGACUCAAUGUGCUAUAACCUCUGGAGUUGACUCUUCACCUCAGGUCAAUGCUCUACAAGCAGAGGCUUUACUGAAGCUCCACAGGCAUCAAGAGGCCUAUACAGCCUACAUGAAAGGACCAAAUUUUGCAAUUGAAUCUUGUAUCAACCUCUUUGGCCUGGCUGUUAGUGCUUAUCUUUUAAUCAUCAGAGCAUUGGUCUACAUGGUUUCUGGCAGGAUAGAAGAUGCUGUAUUAGCAGCUCAGCAUGCAGCUAGACUUGAUCCAGGCAACAAGGAAAUAAGCCUAGUGGUGAAGAGGACUAGAGCAGUAUCGUCAGCUCGAUUGAGUGGUAACUUGCUUUUCAAGGCAUCAAAGUUCUUAGAGGCUUGCAUUGUAUACGGUGAAGGACUAGAGCAUGAUCCAUACAAUUCAGUUCUGCUAUGCAACAGAGCAGCUUGUAGAUCUAAGCUAGGCCAAUUUGAAAAGGCUAUUGAAGAUUGCACAGCUGCUCUUAACGUGCAACCUUCUUACAGCAAGGCAAGGCUAAGGAGGGCUGAUUGUAAUGCCAAGCUAGAAAGGUGGGAAGCUGCAAUUCAGGAUUAUGAGAUGUUGAUAAGAGAAACACCUGGAGAUGAGGAGGUGGCCCGAGCUCUGUUUGAGGCUCAGGUCCAGAUCAAGAAGCAGCGAGGUGAAGACAUUAAGGACAUGAAGUUUGGCUCAAAUUUGGUUAUGAUCUCCAGCAACGAGCGUUUCAGGCACUUUGUAACCUCACCUGGGAUGACUGUGGUGCUUUUUUGUAACAAAGCAAAACACAAGCAAGUGCUGCUGCUAAUGGAGCAAGUGUGCAAGAGAUUCCCAUCUGUCAACUUCCUCAAGGUGGAGGUAGAAGACCAUCCGUACUUGGCUAAGUCCGAGGCUGUAACCUCCAUUCCAGCUUUCAAAAUAUACAAAAAUGGAUCAAGGGUCAAAGAAGUUCCAGGCAAUAACCCUGAAUUGUUAGAAAGAUCAGUCAAAUUGUACAGCAGUUGAAGAAAACUAGACAAGAUCAUAGGGAACGAGUAAAGAGAAGAUGUGAAUAUGCAUGGGAAUAGGGAAACUUUGUUACCUUUUCACAAAGAAAGAAAGCAAGUUCAACAGACGAAAAAAAUAAAAGUAAAUAAUGGGGAUAAUCAUGUCUGCUCUAUGACUUUGCUGGCAUUGCACAUUAAGGUGGAAAAGUCGAGAGGCAUCAGCCCGGCACCUCAG
Messenger RNA from Theobroma umbraticum, 3016 nucleotides. Its product is annotated as TPR repeat-containing thioredoxin TTL1-like. Gene Ontology annotation, molecular function: protein binding. NCBI's taxonomy places the organism in Eukaryota, Viridiplantae, Streptophyta, Magnoliopsida, Malvales, Malvaceae. Gene Ontology annotation, cellular component: cytoplasm. The record is from RefSeq and is a predicted model, not a curated record.